Molecule: messenger RNA, 1611 nt
Organism: Colletotrichum gloeosporioides
Lineage: Eukaryota; Fungi; Ascomycota; Sordariomycetes; Glomerellales; Glomerellaceae
Product: Sugar transport protein MST7
Exons: 8
Coding region: 1-1611 (536 amino acids)
Biological process (GO): transmembrane transport; carbohydrate transport
Cellular component (GO): membrane
Molecular function (GO): carbohydrate:proton symporter activity
Source: RefSeq, a predicted model, not a curated record
AUGGAGGUUUCAUAUGGCGAAGCCGGCUAUAAGGGGCUGUUUCGGCAGCCGUACAUCUUCUUUCUAGCAUGCUUCGCUAGUAUUGGAGGUGUCCUGUUCGGAUAUGAUCAAGGCGUUAUCAGUGGCGUUCUGGUCAUGAACAACUUCGGUAAACAGUUCCCGACCUUGGCAAACGACGCCACUCUUCAAGGAUGGAUGGUAGCUGUCCUUACUCUCGGAGCGAUGGUUGGAGCCUUGGUCAACGGCCCGAUUGCCGAUGCUCUUUCCAGACGAUGGACUAUCCUCCUAGCGAACGUCAUAUUUCUCAUCGGUUCGAUCAUACAAGCGGCAGCCAUCAAUGUUCCUAUGAUCUUUGUCGGUCGCUUCAUCGCCGGCUUGUCCAUUGGUCAGCUUUCGAUGGUGGUUCCACUAUACCUGAGUGAACUAGCUCCUCCCAACCUACGCGGCAGUCUUGUCGCGCUUCAGCAACUUGGUAUCACCGUGGGCAUCAUGAUUGCCUUCUGGCUGGAUUAUGGAACUCAGCAUAUCGGCGGGACUGGAGACAACCAGUCUCCCGUAGCGUGGCGCCUGCCCCUGGCCCUCCAAUGCGUGCCUUCACUAGUGCUGGCAGUGGGCACAUUCUUUCUGCCCUACACACCGCGUUGGCUGUUGAUGAAGGAUCGCGAGGAAGAAGCCUUAGCAACUCUGAUCCGCGUCCGCCGUGUACCCUCCGACGACCCUCGUCUCAGACUUGAACUCCUUGAGAUCAUGGCGGCCGCUCAAUUCGAUCGUGAAACUACGAAGGCGAUGUACCCAGGCGUCACUUCCCGCUUACACCUCACUAUCCAGCGAUACAAGUCUCUGUUCGUUGUGCGGCAUCUCAACCGUCGCCUGCUCAUUGCUGCGCUUCUCCAGAUAAUCCAACAAUUUACUGGAAUCAACGCUAUCAUCUACUACGCCCCGAAGAUCUUCAAGAACAUUGGACUGUCAGGUAACUCCGUUGAUCUACUUGCGACAGGCGUGGUGGGUGUGAUCAACUUCUUCUCCACGAUCCCAGCUAUCAUGUUCAUGGAUUGGUGGGGCCGCAAGAAGGUGCUGAUCAUUGGCGGCAUCGGUAUGGGUGUCUCCCAACUAAUCGUUGGCACAUUGUACGCGGUUUACAAGGACUCUUGGGCGAGCAAUAAGUCUGCUGGUUGGGCUGCUGCAGUCUUUGUGUGGACUUACAUCGCCAACUUUGCAUUCAGUAUUGGAUGCGUCAACUGGAUUGUGCCAUCCGAAAAUUUUCCUCCUGGCGUCCGGUCCCAAGCGGUGGGCCUAGCCAUUGGAACGAACUGGCUGAGCAACUUCAUUGUGGCCCUGAUCACCCCAAGAAUGCUGGAAGCUAUCACAUUCGGCACGUUCUACUUCUUCCUCGCUUUCUGCGUUCUGCUGAUCGUCUGGGUAUACUUCUUCGUUCCAGAAACCAAGGGCGUCCGCAUUGAGGAGAUGGACAAACUCUUUGGUGGCAAUCAAGGAGAGGAAGAUAUGCGCCGUAUGGAGGCAAUCAGACAAGGAUUAGGUAUUACUCCCGGGGGCAGUGGCCUUGCCAAGAAAGAAGCCGAUGUCGGUGUCAGCGAGGUGGAAAAGGUAUAG